GAUAAGUGAGGUUAAAAGCGAUGUACACAUUUUUUCAAAAAAAUAUCUCCACUUUAUCUUUUUCUAAUUAACUCAUUUCAUUUUAUAGGAUAAUUAACAUGUGAAACUUAUCAGUGUCAAUUACAACUUCAUCAUGAACUGGUACAAUCUUUUUUUGACUGUCGCCUUUAUUUUCUUUCUAUUUUGCUACAUUCCCAUUACAAUAAAGAAGACUUCUAACAGUCACGGCGAUUUCAAUCGUUUCUUAGAACGUUACAAUAAAACUUACGACGAUGACAAGCAGUAUCAGGAGCACUACGCCGCCUUCAAGAAUUCAACGGACAGCAUUGCUAAGCUAAACAAUAAUCGUAAAAGUAAACUUAGUGCCUUAUACGGUUUGACGAAAUUCUCCGACAUGACCGAGUCCGAAUUUAAAGACAGAUACUUGCAGUCAGACUUGCCGACGAGGAUUACGAAUCGUAAGUUGAGACGUAGCCGGGACGGGGGUCGUCACAAGCACCAUCACAGAAACAAAAGAGCGACUACUACAACUAUUCCUCUUAAGUUCGACUGGCGUGAAAGAGGAAUUGUUACGAAAGUGAAUAAUCAAAAGAAAUGCGGCGCUUGCUGGGCUUUUAGCACCGUUCAGAAUAUGGAGUCGAUGUACGCCCUUAAAUAUAAAAAUUUGACUAGUUUAAGCGUUCAGCAAGCGAUUGACUGUGCGAGGUAUGAUAAUGACGGCUGCAAUGGAGGGGAUGAUUGCACUUUUUUGCAGUGGCUGAAGGAUUACAGUGUGAAAGUGUAUUCUGACAGUACGUAUCCUCUCCACUUAAAAAAUGAGGUGUGUAAAUUGAACAAUGAUAGCUUUUUUGUACAGGUCGACAAAUACGCUUGUGACAGUUUCGUGGACGACGAAGCUUAUAUUGUACAAGCAAUCGCGACAAUCGGGCCGGUUGCAGUCGCCGUGAAUGCGAUAAGUUGGCAGCACUACGUAGGAGGCAUCAUACAGUUUCAUUGUGGAGGAGACUUUGAUUUGCUAAACCAUUCCGUGCAGCUGGUCGGCUAUGAUUUAACGGCAGAUAUACCGUACUAUAUUGCUCGUAAUUCCUGGGGGGAAGAUUUUGGGGAUAAGGGAUAUUUAUAUUUAGCUAUAGGUGAUAACUUGUGCGGAUUAGCUAACGAAGUAUCUGCAUUAACUGUUUUGUAGUCAUCACCUGUGAUAUUUUGGCAUUUGUUUUUGUUUUAUUAUUAAAAUAGUAGGUAAUGUU
Molecule: messenger RNA, 1247 nt
Organism: Photinus pyralis (common eastern firefly)
Lineage: Eukaryota; Metazoa; Arthropoda; Insecta; Coleoptera; Lampyridae
Product: cathepsin O-like
Exons: 3
Coding region: 134-1186 (350 amino acids)
Cellular component (GO): lysosome
Molecular function (GO): cysteine-type endopeptidase activity
Source: RefSeq, a predicted model, not a curated record